AUCGAAUUUUCAAAUAUAUUUAGUACGCGAAAGAUACAAAUUAAUUUUAUCGCACAUGUAAACCCUACUUAAAGUCUGACGUUGUAGAUUUAACAACAUUUCUUUGUUCUCGGAUGAGAACAUAAAACAUAAAUACUUGUUGCUGCGUGGACUAGACGGUUUAAACAAACUAAUUAGUUGGUAUGAAGAGCGUUGGAGAAUGGAGAUUAAGUUGAUUUGGAUCAUCGUUUUAGCGGCUGUUUCGCUGGGGCAGAUUUCUCAAUGUGGGCCGAGGAGUAUGAAAAACAUUGUGCAUGGACAUGAGUCGGGCUUAGGCCUACCCCACAACAAAGUUGCAAUCGUCUCCAGAAGUGCCUUUAGGGGCGGCGACGACACUAAACAAUACCCCCUGCAAACAACCCGUAGCAGUUACAAGCCUGAGACUUCCGACAAGAUGUCUAGCCUCCCAAAGAAGAGGAAGAGGAAAAUGAGGAUGAUAAGACACAAACGCUGGUUCGGUUCGAAAGAAGCCGUAAAUAAGGCUGUGGAGAAUGCUGACGAGAUCGCAGAUAACCUUCUCAGACACGGGCACAAGGCGAUGAGAGAACAUCAUACCCGCGAGCGACUGGAGACGGCGGCCGCACGCCGGACUACGUUCGCCGUCUGCUUCGGCAUCAUGGGAUGCUGCUUUGUCUGCACGGUGUUGACCGUCAAGAAACUCUGCUCGUAUGGCUAAGCACUACAACACCGGCCGUCAAAGUUGAUGUUUUACGAGACCACGGCGCCUGUAAGCUAGCGCAACGACAUUUUCCCUGCAAUAUCUUUUUUGGCUUCGGACUUAUAAAUUGCACGUAUACAUUUUAAAACGGGUGAGAGUGUCGGGAAAUCUGGAACUUGGUUUGUCACUUUUCCUGCUGUUUUUUUUUGUUUGUUUGCUUGUUGGGUUUUUUUGUUUUCCGGGUGCGGGAGGAACUAGCCGCAUCCCUUGCUACCCUCAACUCGCGACGCUAUCGCCAGACGUACGUGCUGCAUAUUGUUAUAACGAAUCCUUUGGAAUCCGCGGGAUUUUUUUUCUUCAGAAAGAAAACCCAACAACUAAUGCAGCUAGGAGCGUGCGCUGCAAUAAUUAAUUCAUACCGAUUGUACGAAGAAAAAAACCCGCAUAAACUUGCGAUUUCAAAAUGAAGAUAUAUUUUACAUAAUACAUUCAGGUAUACCAAUGAACGCAGGACAACUGUACUUGUUGGGA
Messenger RNA from Patiria miniata (bat star), 1228 nucleotides. RefSeq lists its product as uncharacterized. The transcript is spliced from 3 exons. The record is from RefSeq and is a predicted model, not a curated record. Bases 200 to 715 code for a protein of 171 amino acids. NCBI's taxonomy places the organism in Eukaryota, Metazoa, Echinodermata, Asteroidea, Valvatida, Asterinidae.